Messenger RNA from Monomorium pharaonis (pharaoh ant), 2394 nucleotides. It is a transcript of the gene spidey, whose product is annotated as very-long-chain 3-oxoacyl-CoA reductase. Lineage: Eukaryota; Metazoa; Arthropoda; Insecta; Hymenoptera; Formicidae. Gene Ontology annotation, cellular component: endoplasmic reticulum. The transcript is spliced from 4 exons. Bases 1070 to 2047 code for a protein of 325 amino acids. The record is from RefSeq and is a predicted model, not a curated record. Gene Ontology annotation, molecular function: oxidoreductase activity.
UUAUAAUUAUUUAAAUAUUUAAGAAAUUAAAAAUAGUAACAAACAAAUAUAUAAAAAAAGUUAAAACUAGAUAUACAUUCAAUGCCAAUUGUUCUAACGUUUUAAUAUUAUAUUAAUAUAAUAAAAUGGAUAAUAUAUUCAUUAGAUAAUAACGUUAACGUUACAAAAAUCUGAAGCGUAACUAAUCGUCCGGAAACUGCUGUGAAACUCAAGCCAGACAAUUGUUGAAUGGCAAGUUCUGAUCGAUUGUUCGUAAUUUUGAGGAAAUGGAUAUCGCUUUCCCCAGGACGUACAUAAAACAUAUAUUAUUAUCAGCAGCGCCUGGAAGAAAGAAAAGCCGGGAGUGCCGGCGUCGACGAACACGGACGAUCGAAGAAAUCGUGCAAGGUUUUGCAAAAGGAGGCCGACGCGCUAGCGAAGUGUGUCAAAGAGAGAAUCGUCUUCUCUCAUCGGCGUGUGUCCCCCACCGCUGUUGUUUCCCCUCCGAGUCUUCUGGCCAUGCGUGCGCCCACGAGGAGGGUACCGCUAUCCUCGUUCUCUUCGCGCGCGGGGCGGAACGUCCCGCCGAUGCGAACGGGAUUGCCGGUUUCCAGCCCUGACAUUGCCUCCCCUCCCCGUACGCGCUCACACUCGCGCUCGCGUUCGCGCAAUCGCGCAUCGCCGAUAGCCCGCUAAUUCCGAACAAAACAUCGAUCGUGAGAGCGCUUUCGCAACGCAGUACAACGCCGGUGAUCGAGGUAGCUAGUGGUGACGGCGACCCGAGGUGUACAGCCAGAAACUUGUCGCCCUUCUGUGAUAACUCAAAGGCUGCUUGGGUCUCGUCAAACUGGUCUACCCUGAUCGAGUUGUAUCUGCUGAUCUCGCGCGACCUUGUACUUUGAGAGAGAUAUAUAUAUUUAACGUGAUUAUCGUUAUCGAGCGGUCACGCUACGCGCACGUUGACGGUCGAGCUCCGAGACCAUCGCAUCCCCUGCCGGCAAAGUACGGAUUUUACUAUUUGUCGUCGCAUGAUCGGGAGACCCGGAAGAAGAAGAAGAAGAGUCGACUGCUAGUAAAGGUCGAGUUCAGAAUGGCGUUAAGCUGGUGGGAGAAGAUAUUUCUGGUGAUAGUGGCGUUCAUCACUUUGAGAAUCCUCGUAAAAGUCGGGAUUCUAACGUGGAAGAAGUUGCUCGCCCCGAGUCUCGGUUUUGGAAUCGAUUUACGAACUCAAGGGAAAUGGGCAGUAGUGACCGGUGCAACAGACGGCCUUGGAAAGGCCUUCGCCAAGGCGCUAGCCGAGCAGGGCAUAAACAUUGUUCUGGUGUCACGGUCUUUAUCCAAGUUGAAGGACGUGGCCGCCGAAAUCGAGCGAAAGUAUAACGUGGAGACUCGCGUCGUCGAAGCUGACUUGACCGAAGGCCAAGUGAUUUACUCCGAAAUUGGCAAAGCGACCCAGGACUUGGAGGUCGGUGUCCUUGUCAACAACGCCGGUGCGAGCUACGACCAUCCCGAGAUGUUCUCAGAUGUGUCGGAGGAAGUGAUCGCGAGGAUACUACAACUGAACGUGGCCGGGGUGACCGGAGUUGCGAGAGCGAUACUGCCGGGUAUGAUGGAACGAGGGAAAGGGGUGGUGAUCAACGUGAGUUCGACGGCCGCGGCUACUCCGAGCCCGUACCUGUCUGUUUACGCCGCCAGUAAGGCGUUUAUCGACAAGCUCAGCGCCGACCUGGCUACGGAAGCUACACCGAGAGGCGUCACCGUGCAAUGCGUUCUGCCCGGCCCGGUUGCCACAAAAAUGUCCAAGAUCAAGAGAGCAUCGUGGAUGGCGCCUUCUCCGGAGAGUUUCGUCAAGUCGUCGCUGAAAACGGUGGGCAUCGAAUCGCGCACAACCGGGUAUCUACCGCAUUCCCUAAUCAUCGGCUUCGUGAACGCGCUGCGUUACAUGUGCGAAACGGGCGCGGUGUGGCUAGUGGCGAAGACGAUGCUCAAUUUGAGAGGACGUGCUCUCCGCAAAAAGAUGAAAGCAGAGGCGUGGGAUGCCUCGCAACGGGACACUGUCUCCAGUUGAAUCGCGUUACAUUUUCAUAACGUCGUUUCUUCGAUGGAUAGCACUGUUUCAUUCAAGUUGUUCUUUGUUAUUGUUUUGCUUUUUUUUCUAUUGACAUCUUUUCACACCUGAAGUAUCCAUUUCUCAAAAUUGUCUUCUCAAAGAUAAAUAAUUUUGCAGUCUUUUGUCUGUUGUUCAUGUAACACAUUAUAUUAUAAAUAGAAAGAGGUUUGUUUAUCUUAUAUAAGAUUAAUGAUAAUGUUGAACUUAUUACUGUAGUCUUUAAACAAAUCUCAAGACACUUAGAUGUUGUACAUUGUACCUAGAUAUCUACAGUGAUUGCGAUAAUAAAAUAAUUAUAUAUAUAA